Messenger RNA from Bombyx mori (domestic silkworm), 15850 nucleotides. RefSeq names its product potassium voltage-gated channel protein Shaker (gene shaker). The record is from RefSeq and is a predicted model, not a curated record. NCBI's taxonomy places the organism in Eukaryota, Metazoa, Arthropoda, Insecta, Lepidoptera, Bombycidae. The transcript has 11 exons. Gene Ontology annotation, molecular function: protein binding; delayed rectifier potassium channel activity. The coding region runs from base 503 to 2461 and encodes 652 amino acids. Gene Ontology annotation, biological process: potassium ion transmembrane transport; protein homooligomerization. Gene Ontology annotation, cellular component: voltage-gated potassium channel complex; membrane.
ACGCCGUCGCGCACCAACGUCUGCGCGUCCGGUACGAAUACGUUACGUAACGGCACCGACUCCGGCAUCUGUUGAGUCCAGCCAGCUCGCGGCACGCUUGCACCGCUGACCAUCCCGCGCACCGUCAUGCCGCCCGCCGCGACGCCGCCCACGGAUGCCGUCGCCAUGGCUACCGUGCAACACCCAAGCGGCAACACGUAACAUGCACUCCGAAACCAUCGACUGCCGACACAUUCCUGCCAAAUUAUAUAAGUUUAGAUAAUAAGUAGAUUAAAACAUCGACGCUUCACGCUUGUGAUGUACGAGGACCGCGCGCGACCUCAGCUCAGAUCACAGUCCAUCGCUUUGCGAACGCUUUAGCCGUCGUUUCUUUCGUAUUUUUGAAAAGUUCCGACCGUAUCAGAUCCGAGAGGACGUCCUAACUCCUGCCGGGUGCUCGAUAUCCAAGAUUCGCGACAACAUCAGCUCGUGGGUGCUGUGGUGGCGUCAACGCCAUCUUCGGAUGGGCGCACCGCAGACACCAAAGCCUAUAGAAGAAGAUGAGUGCGUGCCGCGCGUGGCCGUAGUCGAGGCAAUCCGGGAAGCGCAACAAGAGCGCAAGCUGGAGCGACGUCGAGCCGCGGCGGGCCCGAGGCGACGAGGCCUCGAGAAUGAGCUCGAGGGCGAGAGGCGUCGUCCUAGACGCAAGCCCAGGAAGAGGUCACUGCCGAAGCUCAGCAGCCAGGAGGAGGACACCGGUCGUCCACCACAGAGCGGGGUCGUUACGUUCGAGCCAAUCCAACACGACCACGACUUCUGCGAGCGAGUUGUCAUCAAUGUGAGCGGUUUGAAGUUCGAAACUCAGCUGCGUACAUUGAACCAAUUCCCGGAGACGUUGCUCGGGGACCCCUCCCGCCGAAUACGAUACUUCGACCCACUCCGGAACGAGUACUUCUUCGACCGGAACCGACCGUCUUUCGACGCCAUCCUCUACUAUUACCAAAGCGGAGGACGACUCCGUCGCCCGGUAAACGUCCCCUUGGACGUCUUUUCUGAAGAGAUCAAGUUCUACGAACUGGGAGAGCAGGCCACCAACAAGUUCCGUGAGGAUGAAGGUUUCAUCAAGGAGGAAGAGAAGCCCCUUCCCUCCAACGAACGCCAGCGCAAAAUCUGGCUGCUCUUCGAAUACCCCGAGAGCUCCCAGGCCGCGCGCGUCGUUGCCAUCAUCUCGGUCUUCGUCAUCCUCCUCUCCAUCGUCAUCUUCUGCCUGGAGACCCUUCCUGAAUUCAAACACUACAAAGUCUUCAAUACAACGACCAACGGCACGAAGAUUGAGGAGGACGAGGUCCCGGAUAUCACCGAUCCAUUCUUCCUUAUUGAAACACUCUGCAUCAUCUGGUUCACCUUCGAAUUGAUCGUGCGGUUCUUGGCGUGUCCCAACAAAUUCAACUUCUUCAGAGACGUCAUGAACAUCAUUGAUAUAAUCGCCAUUAUCCCGUACUUCAUCACCCUGGCGACCGUCGUUGCCGAGGAGGAAGACACUUUGAACCUACCGCGAGCUCCCGUAUCUCCGCAAGAUAAGUCCACCAACCAAGCCAUGAGCCUGGCUAUUCUGCGGGUAAUCCGUCUCGUGCGGGUGUUCCGGAUCUUCAAACUGUCCCGCCACUCGAAGGGAUUGCAGAUUCUUGGCAGGACGCUCAAGGCGUCCAUGCGAGAACUUGGCCUGCUGAUCUUCUUCCUGUUCAUCGGUGUGGUGCUGUUUUCGUCUGCGGUGUACUUCGCUGAAGCCGGAAGCGAGAACAGCUUCUUCAAAUCCAUACCUGAUGCGUUUUGGUGGGCGGUCGUGACAAUGACGACCGUAGGAUACGGAGACAUGACGCCGGUCGGAGUCUGGGGGAAAAUCGUGGGUUCGCUGUGCGCCAUCGCCGGCGUGCUCACUAUCGCCCUCCCCGUGCCCGUCAUCGUCUCCAACUUCAACUACUUCUACCACCGCGAAACUGACCAGGAAGAGAUGCAGUCCCAGAACUUCAACCACGUAACCAGCUGCCCCUACCUGCCGGGAACCAUGGGGCCAAUACAGAAGAAGUCCUCUAUGAGCGAUGACUCCUCUUCUGAGAUGAUGGAGUUGGACGAGUCGGCCAUGGCGUCCGAGCCGCAACUCGAGCAGAACCUGCGCCGCCUCCGCGAGGAGGAGAACCUUCUGCGCGAGCAGCAAGCCACCAUGGAGGCCGGUGCGUUCGACGACAUCGCCGCUCUGGAGCAUCAGGACGCUCUGCGCCUCAACCAGCUGCAGCAGCAAGAGCUCCAGCGUCAGCAGGCGGCCCACGCCGCACGCCACCUCCGGCAGACCCACGGGCAGGGUCAAGCCCUCGCCCUAGAGGCUCCCCCACCUCGCCGCGAGCAGGGCGCCCGCCGCCGCGCCACUUGCACCGUGCGUGUCAACAACCUGCACGCCACCGAGGCUAUAGAAACGGAUGUCUGACUAACAGGUCGUGUUAUUCCACGAACUCGAAUUCGCGACGUCACCACGGCUGAAACCUACGUUUAAGAUACUAAAGAAGGCGAGGGGGCGUGAGGGCGCGGUGUGGCGCGGGCGCACACCGUCUCGCUCUCCGCCGCCUUGCCACGUGUGACGCGCGUCGCCUCCACUCACACAACUACACUCAACUUUGCGACUCUCUUAGCGUUCUAACCUAUACGUGUAACAUAGAAAAACUGUUUAUUGAUAUUAUGAGAAAAAUAAUUAAAAAAAAAACACAAAAAAAAUUAAGCUUCAUCUACGAGUGCGACCCGCUUUCGCCUCCUGUUGUAAAUACUGUGAUCGCUUGUAAACUGCUAGUCGUACCAUCGACACUGUCGACAACCGUAAUUAUUAACAAUUCUUCGAGCAUAUCGCUGACAAAAUAUGCUUAAAGAUACGUUUGUCGAUUGUGUCGUGUUAUGUAAAUAGUUAGGACGGCGCCGUCACACGCCAACUCCUCUCCGCGACACAGCUUGUGUUCGAUUCAGCCCGCCCACAACAUCCAGAGCGUCGUCGCGUCGUGUGGACGCACGAGAACGAGAAUGUUUUGAGCGAACUGCAUCGCUUCGCAGAGACUCGGCUCCUAGCUCGUAAGAUAUUAAUGUAAUACGUACAUGAGUAUAAUCGUUCGUAUCCAGUAUAUCCGAGCACCCCGGCUCCCCCUCCCCCGUCCCCUGUAGUGUCGCGCAACAGUCUCGGCAUUUUAGGUAAAAUAUUUUAUGGUCAGUGUUCGUUCUACAAGCUUAAAGGACUAUUAAUCGGUGUUGUUUUACUAGUAGUGUUGUACGUAGAUACUGGAAGUGUUCGUCAGCGGGCGACGAGUCUCCCGCCGAGCGCGGUUUGCGACAGAUGGACAAUUAUGCUAAUCAGUGUGUCAGUAUAUUAGUUUCGCUAAUACUGAUAUUGCGGUACAUCGGGCAAGCUGUACGCCUCCCGAGUUCGAAUGGCCCUUUACAACAGCAGCCCCAUGCCCCACAGUUCAGUUGAAGUUAUCAAUUUACCUUUCGACAUAUCCAGGACAAUUGUGAAUUAUUUACUAGUUUCUUUGUAGUUUUAGGCCUGUUAUAGUUUCGAAUUUAAUUCGAUUUUUAGGUUAUUUUAAAUAGCUCGCUCAUAUAUUUUAACCGAAUAAUUUUUUUAUCGAUUCCUCUAUUUUUAACCGUAUUGUAUAAAAGACAUUUAUUUAAUUUUACAUUUCGAUGCAGCGUCCGUCAACACGUGAAUAAAUAUUAAGAUUUGAAAUUAAUAAUUUGAUGUUUUAGCUAUGUGUACAACAUAAUCGGUGUUAUUAUGUAAGUUUGUGUUAUAUAAACAAUAAUGUUAAAGGAAAAAAAAUGAAAAACAGUAAGAAAAAAAAAUACAAAAAAAACCUUUCAUCAUAUCAUAGUAACACAUUUCAUAGCGUUUAAACAUUAGAUCAAAAGACAUUAUAUUUACGCUCUAUGUAUUAGUGUAGUGUAGUGUAAUAUACUUACUAUAGUGUUUAAGCCUUAUUCUUCUAGGGACUUAUUUCAAGCCAUCAAUCGAAUUUCAUUUAUUUAUUUAAUGAUGACAAAAUGGAACGAUGUUUCGUCUAAACAAUUUUGUCAGAAGGACAACACGGUACGGGGUAGAACAUCAGUCGAAGCUAACCGUUCCAUUUUGUUGAAUGGAAUUAAGAGUUUCAAUAUCUAAUGUAAUUAUUUUACGAGAAGCUUAGGAGAUAAUCAAAUUAUAUUGUAAAACUGUAGAUGUAUAUCGGUGUUUCAGUGUAUUCCAUAAUAGGUUAAACCAUUAAGAACUAUAUGUAAACAUUUCAAUCAAACAUAAUGUACAACAAAGCGUGUCUGAUAUAUUUCUUCUAAAAUUCAAAGUGAACUAUCGCUCAAUAAGAACCUAAGGGAAAUGUAAUUUGGAAGACAUUUCAGAGUUACUUUCGUUAAAAAAAAUCAUUGUAUCUUCCAUUUGAUCUUAAAACAUUAUUUAGUGAACAAUUCAGAAAAAUUGUAAGCUGACUCUUUCUUCGUGAUCACUUAGCAUCCCAUAGUAAUUUUACACAAGUAACUUUCUUUUUUUGGACUUUAGCAAUCCCCAAUCCUUCAAUCGUUACUUUCAUUGAAUUCUGAUUUCAAAUUAAACCAGCUAACAAGCGCUUCUGCUAUUUCCAAUUUCUACCCAAAUCUAAAUCAUAAGUAAAGUUGUUUACAUUGUCUAGUUUCUAAUAAUAAACAGUUCAAAGACAAUGUUUUGGAUCACGUAAUCUUUGUAGUUAGGUUAGCCGAGACUGUUGAGUCGAUCGGCGCUCUAAUGGCCCUCGCGAUAAACCUGAAAACACCAUCGAAGCACGAGAUAAAAAAUGACACGAAUCUCCAUUACGUUAUGCUUAAGCAGUUCAUAGAAGUUUGGUAUGGCCAUUGGGGCGCCAAUAUAUAAUAAAAGUGUAGUACACAUUAAUGUGUUAUGGUUCAUUAAGCACGCGGGUCCUGUUUAUUGGUGAAUAAUGGUAGGAUGGUCUCCUGAAUGUACCGUCGUGUCGUUACAUGGCAACACAAUAACAUUGUCAGAAAAUGGGUACUUACAGAAACUUGAGACGACAGCCACGAUUAAAACGUUUUUAUUUUCGGUAUAAAUGUUAAAAAAAAACGUUUAAAAUUAAAUCGCUUUUACAAUUAUUUUGUUUUCAUAAAUAACGCAAAUAGCUGUGCAGAUAGAUUCGCGUAAUUACUGGUGGACCUCUUGUGAGUCCGCGCGGGUAGGUACCACUGCCCUGCCUAUUUCUGCCGUGAAGCAGUAAUGCGUUUCGGUUUGAAGGGUGGGGCAGCCGUUGCAACUAUACAUGAGACCUUAGAACAUAUAUCUCAAGGUGGGUGGCGCAUUUACGUCGUGGAUGUCUAUGGGCUCCAGUAACCGCUUAACCACCAGGUGGGCUGUGAGCUCGUCCACCCAUCUAAGCAAUAAAUAUAAAAAAAAGAAUAUGCGUUUUCCGAAUAAUUAUUAAAUUUACAUUCCAUUCAAAUGUCUGAUUUGUAUAGGUGGUAGGGUAUCUCUUCGAACCCGCCCGGGGUAGUACCACCGUCCUGACUUGUUCUUCUGCCACAGCGGUAAUGCAUUGCGCAUUAUUGCGUUCCAGAGUGAAAGCAGGGAGGCCGGUAGUGCACGCAUUAUCCACAGUCAGCCCAAGCCUCUUGUAAGGACACGCGGUGUCACGUGACGCCCGCUGCGUGAUACUUCGCGUUUGGAUACGUACACGAGGAACUCAAUACUCGGGACGAGUGACGCGUCGGUGUUACCACACCGAUACCCAUAAGCGACGUUUAUCGUCAGCUCGUCUACUUGUCCUUGAAAAAAAAACAGUGCAGUUUCUAAAUAAUGAAUACUGCAAUUUAACCAGACACUUAACAAUUUAGUACGAUUCGAGUGAUUCUUCGAAUUAAAUAUAGAGUUUAACGAUUAUAAUAAAUAUUUGAAUGGAACGUAACAAUUGCAAAUUAGAAUUAUUACGGUUAUUGUUCGAACACAGUCGUUUCUAGGUUCUGAAUGCCCGCGUGGCCAUGUUUCGAUAACGAUAGUCUGCAACCGAAAACCAUAGUGAGUCAUCAAGAAACAGAAGCAAUUUAUUUAGGGUACUUGACAACAUUACAAUCAAAAUUUUAAUAAAAAAAAAACAUUUAUGUUUUAUUUAGUUACAAUCGAAUUUAUUACCGUUUUUAAUACGCAUCACAGAAUUCCGGUGGCAUAAUGUACAUUGUUUUUAAUAUUUUACAUGAUUGAGUUCGUGUCAAGUCAAUUACCCUAAUAUUUAAAGUCAUAUUGGCGUAUUUAUUCGUAUUAACUUACUAUCGGUGUUCGUUAUAUAAUAUCAAUGUAUUCUUUCUGUGCGUACUUGUAACCGAUGGUCAUGUCGUGACUCGAUCGGUCGGGUAUAUUUCUAAUUGGUGUAAAAUCAAAGGUGAACACACAAGCUGAGUUACAAUACGAUGAAUUAAUCGUCUUGCGGCAUUGCGCAGGCGCCUGAUGCGUCUUUUGCGUUUAAUUAAACGUUCUCGAUCGCGUAAAAGUUAACUCAAAUUUGUAUGCAGUUGGAACAGCGCCCCUAGCGACAAAUGUAGGCAAACGCGUCAAAUCCAUACAAAUUCGAGUUAACUUUUACGCUAUCGAGAAGUUAAAAAACUCGCACUAAGCACCCAGAGAUGCUGUGUUUUCACUUUUGUGCGUCAGUAGAUUCCAAUAUAUAAAAUGUUACUGUUAAUUAGUACCGUUGUAUGUGUCUAUCUAUAUACGAAUCGUAGAACGUGUUUUAACUUGUACCGUUAUGUUGUGUUCGAUUUCAAGCGACGACGACGUUUACUUCACGUAAUUUCUGUCUUUUAGGUACGCGAGCAGCGUCAUUUGUUUGUAUACGUUACUACUUAGCUGUAGUCCAUUUGGAACUGCUCAUACAGCGGAAGCAGUGUGACCCUAAAGCCGUAACAGAGCGCACACAAAGAUACGAAGCUCGGGGUACUUAAAUCUCGAUCAUCGAAACGAUGAUAGCCGCGUGCGGCGACUCUGCUUGUUAUUUUAUUUAUUUAAAGUAAAGUUUAAUUAAAAUUCGGUUCUUCGAAAGCGCUACGCAGACUAGAGUCGUUCGUGAAUUACUCGUGUUGGCCAAAAUUGUAGUGACGCGGUUACCGGGGCAGCGUAUUAUGAUUUUCGCUCAGUAUUAUUAGUUUUUAUCGGUAACGUAUAGCAUAGUAGCCGCAGAGGCGUACACACACGGGCCCGGUGCAAUCAGACGUUUCCGACAAUGGACCGACCAUAAUUUCCGUUGAACACACAACCGACUUCAUUAUAAGUGAAACAUUAUUCAUAUCUUAGGUAGACUCGCAUAGAUAUCGCUGAGGGACUCACGAUCUUCUAGAAACUUGAGUGAUUAUCAAACUCGUAGUUAGGAUGGAGUUGGAAAAUUUUUAAAAUUUAUUAAGAAGUCUGAAAUGUCCGUUACGACGGGACUGUAUUAAAUAUGGUCUUUAGAAAACAACUGUAAUGGGUAAUUUUAUGUGUAAAUUGAAUUUGAUUUGAUUUAAGAUUUUGUAGUUAGGCGGUGUCUGCAACAUUGUGCAAUGUAUGAUUAUUUUGCUUGUAUCGUUUCGAAUGAGAGGCGACCACGGAAAUGCGUGCUAAUGAAUUCCGAUGCGAUCGGCGGGACUCGCGUCUAUGUGUUGCGGGGUUUAAAUGCAAAUGUGAAAUAUUUACAUAUCUGUAGCUGUAUUUAAAUCGAAGCGCUUGUAAUAACGAUUUAUCGCAAUAUCGUCGAACCUGCAACCGGUGACGACUGUGAUUGUGGCUGUCGCAGUUCCGACAAAUGCAGUAGGUAUAAUUUUCCUCGUUCUCUUGCCCUCUCCGUCCAAAUCGAAGAGUGUUCAUAUUUUAACGAUUAUAAAAAUUCAUAAAAAAUUAAUAUUAAAAUAUUGUAAUUUCAUAUAUUAUUACUACUCCUUUUUUGUGAUUGAGAAAUUUUUAAACAUCUUUUUCCGUAUAUAUCUCGGAAUAUUUGAGUUCGUAACUGAGUUGUGUUUGUUUAUUGCCAUUGUUCACGUUCCCGGGCUGCGCUGAGUAAGAGCUUAAACAUUAUUUGAAAUUUCGAUAAUUUGAUCAAGUAAAUAAAGGAAAAUGAACUCUUGCAUCAAACUAUAUUUAAGAUUUACUGUAAUAUUAAGAGCUUUUUGAAUAGUAUACUGACAAUGAGAUCUUAUGAAACAGAAAACUGAAUUUAUCGCGAUAAUUUAUUAUAUUAUCCAUCCAGUAUUAUUAUUAUUACUAUUAGAUGAAUAGGUGUAAUGGUGAGGAUAUUCCGUAUUCUAGAAUUUUUAGCUGUUUAUUGUAAUAUUAGUCUAAUAUAAUUGGCCUUCGUGUUUUAAAUUAAGUACAAAAUUACAAAUGUCAAUUUUUUUGGGAGUCCCGCCGAUCGUGAACUGGUGUUGGGCUCUGCUAAGUUGGAUAAAUUCAAAACGCAUUCCACACAAUCUGUCUGACUUAUUUAUUCUGAAUCCUAAACGAGGGAGCGCAUUUUUUUCUAAAACAAUGACUAGGUCGACGGAUUCUUAAGAAAUUGAGUGCUUUAUUUCCAGUGCGAUGUUAUGGAAACUUACAGUAAUCCUAGGUAGCAUAUGGACUGAUUGGUCCAUACAAAAGGAUACAGAAGUUAAAGUCGUGUCACCUCUACGGUGGCAUUCCGUUUUUUUUAUUAUAGAGGUAACUCUCCAAUAACACUGUAUUCCACACUUCCACUAUAACACGAAAAGUAAAAUCCUCAAAACCCUCUUAUAACACGGUAUUUCUACAACACGAUAGCGAGAUUGUUGGCUUAAAAUUGUUUAGAUAUUUUUUUUUCGGGAAAACGAUUCACUUCGAAAUAUAAAUAACAUUUAAAUUAUUACACGAAAAUAAUGUUUGAAAUAAAAACAGAGGGAAACAUCACUUCACGUAAAUCGAUUUCGGAAUUCAUAGACUUGCAGCUAGCCAUCAAGAUAAUACAAUAAGUGAUGUCAAAACCUUAACACAUUGCCUCUCAAUCGAAAUUCACAAGUUUUAUUUGUUAUUUCAUAAUUUAAUUUAAGAUAGAAUACGUAACGCGGAUGCGUGAUCACGUCAUUGUUUUACCGCGUCCUUUAGUUCAUUUCGUUAUAUUGGUUACAUUAUCAUGUGCCAAAUUACUUAAUUGUCCUAACUAGAAGUAAAAACUUUGAAAAUAAUCAUUAAUGUUUCGGCGCUACAUUUUAUUACAUCACGUGCAAUCGAAGAAAAUCAUUAAAAAAUACCUAAUGCCCUAAUUUUAUAACUGAAGUUUUGCUAAAUUUCUUCAACAUACGAAGAUCGGUAUUCGUAGGAAUGAAAGAUAGUGACAUUCACAGAUUUUUUUCGCGAUUAAUACAUUAAUAUUUAAAGUCGUAAAAGUAAAGUUUGUAGGCAGCGGCUUGGCUCUGCCCCUGGCAUUGCUGAAGCCCAUGGGCGACGGUGACCACUCACCAUCAGGUGGGCCGUAUACUCGUCUGCCUACAAGGGCAAUAAAAAAAAAUCGGUAACACAAUGACGUCAUCACACAAUCUCAGAGCCAUUGUUGCAAAAUGAGCUCCGUGUCCAAAUGUACACGUGUACAACUCUGGAGGCGAACGAUGAAUUUAAUGGAACAAUUCCUUUAUAACAUUCUAUUACAACCUUGACCUUUUAAUGAUAGUCCUUAAAGUUGUCUCUAAAACAAUCCCAAAAAAAAAAGCAAUCAUCAAAUCCAUAGUUUAAUUAAAAUUGCGGUUGGUUGCCGCAUCGGGCUAAAAUAUAAUUCAGUUAAUUAAUAAUGCCGGUUUCACAAAUGUUGGAGCCAAAUGUGAGUUCUAGUCUCAAGUGUAUCUUUGUUAGGUAUAUUUAAGCUCUAUAAUAUAAUUUUAUUUCUUAUAACAUACGUGGAUGACGAGUUUGGAUCUUAAGCGUGUCACUUUUAGAAAUAAAUGUCUAUGUAAUUAGCCGAGUAAGAGGGUGUUUGUGUCAUCUGCAUAUGCGUUUCAUCGAUGACGAUAUUACGGGAAUGUUAGGUUUGAAACAUCGUAUCUGGAGUUAAUUCUUAAAAGACGAUGUAACGAAAUAUUAUCAAUCUUCAAUUCAUCUCAAUUUUCCCAGGUUUUGAACUAAGUAAUUGUGGUUUGAUAGUAAACUAAAUAAUUCAAUAAAGGUCAACUUUAUACGAAAAUUUCGAUUAACCAGAUAAAUAUAGAGUUUUGAUUUAUCAAUCGAACGGUUUUAAAAAAUGGAAACACUAAUUGAUGUAUAACAUUGGUACAAAUUGAUGUGUAACAUUUGUUGGACAAUAGUUAAUGUAGGGUUGCAACAUCAGGGUUAUGCGAUAAAUGCUAAAUUGCGCAUACAUAAAUUAGUCCAAAUAUCACAACUAUAGAGAUCUUGUCAUCGUAGGACAUUUUAUCGUAUCAGGCCGGGUGUCGUCCGCUAAACAUUUUUCCCUCCAUUGAUUAUCGUUGGUAGGUGCUCCUUCUUGACACCGAACUAAUCUGCAUUGAAUGUUUUGAGAUGUGAUCAAGAAUAUAUCACUCUAGUCUAGUAAUAGUUGUGUCUUCUUUACGCAGAUCUUGUAAGCUUUUGAUGUUGUGAGAUUAUUAGGAUUAGGUAAGCAGGAACAAUGGCGGAGGAAUGUCUAGUACAUCAACGGUAUUGUUCGGUCUAGUAAUAGUUCUGUCUUCAUUACGCAAAUCUAGGCUUUUGAUGUUGUGAAACGAUUAGUAUUAGGUAAUUUGGAACAAUGGCGGAGGAAUGUCUAGUACAUCAACGGUAUUGUUCAGUCUAGUAAUAGUUGUGUCUUCUUUACGCAGAUCUUGUAGGCUUUUGAUGUUGUGAGAUUAUUAGGAUUAGGUAAGCAGGAACAAUGGCGGAGGAAUGUCUAGUACAUCAACGGUAUUGUUCGGUCUAGUAAUAGUUCUGUCUUCUUUACGCAAAUCUAAGCUUUUGAUGUUGUGAGAUGAUUAGUAUUAAGUAAUUUGGAACAAUGGCGGAGGAAUGUCUAGUACAUCAACGGUAUUGUUCAGUCUAGUAAUAGUUGUGUCUUCUUUACGCAGAUCUUGUAGGCUUUUGAUGUUGUGAGAUUAUUAGGAUUAAGUAAGCAGGAACAAUGGCGGAGGAAUGUCUAGUACAUCAACGGUAUUGUUCAGUCUAGUAAUAGUUGUGUCUUCUUUACGCAGAUCUUGUAGGCUUUUGAUGUUGUGAGAUUAUUAGGAUUAAGUAAGCAGGAACAAUGGCGGAGGAAUGUCUAGUACAUCAACGGUAUUGUUCAGUCUAGUAAUAGUUGUGUCUUCUUUACGCAGAUCUUGUAGGCUUUUGAUGUUGUGAGAUUAUUAGGAUUAGGUAAGCAGGAACAAUGGCGGAGGAAUGUCUAGUACAUCAACGGUAUUGUUCGGUCUAGUAACAGUUCUGUCUUCUUUACGCAAAUCUUCUAGGUUUUUGAUGUUGUGAGAUUAUUAGGAUUAAGUAAGCAGGAACAAUGGCGGAGGAAUGUCUAGUACAUCAACGGUAUUGUUCAGUCUAGUAAUAGUUGUGUCUUCUUUACGCAGAUCUUGUAGGCUUUUGAUGUUGUGAGAUUAUUAGGAUUAGGUAAGCAGGAACAAUGGCGGAGGAAUGUCUAGUACAUCAACGGUAUUGUUCGGUCUAGUAAUAGUUCUGUCUUCUUUACGCAAAUCUAGGCUUUUGAUGUUGUGAGAUGAUUAGUAUUAAGUAAUUUGGAACAAUGGCGGAGGAAUGUCUAGUACAUCAACGGUAUUGUUCGGUCUAGUAAUAGUUCUGUCUUCUUUACGCAAAUCUAGGCUUUUGAUGUUGUGAGAUUAUUAGGAUUAAGUAAGCCGGAACAAUGGCGGAGGAAUGUCUAGUACAUCAACGGUGUUGUUCGGUCUAGUAAUAGUUGUGUCUUCUUUACGCAAAUCUUCUAGGCUUUUGAUGUUGUGAGAUUAUUAGGAUUAGGUAAGCAUUAACAAUGGCGGAGGAAUGUCUAGUACAUCAACGGUAUUGUUCGGUCUAGUAAUAGUUGUGUCUUCUUUACGCAAAUCUAGGUUUUUGAUGUUGUGAGAUUAUUAGGAUUAAGUAAGCAGGAACAAUGGCGGAGGAAUGUCUAGUACAUCAACGGUAUUGUUCAGUCUAGUAAUAGUUGUGUCUUCUUUACGCAGAUCUUGUAGGCUUUUGAUGUUGUGAGAUUAUUAGGAUUAAGCAAGCCGGAACAAUGGCGGAGGAAUGUCUAGUACAUCAACGGUGUUGCUCGGUCUAGUAAUAGUUGUGUCUUCUUUACGCAAAUCUUCUAGGCUUUUGAUGUUGUGAGAUUAUUAAGAUUAGGUAAGCAUUAAAAAUGGCGGAGGAAUGUCUAAUACAUCAACGGUAUUGUUCGGUCUAGUAAUAGUUGUGUCUUUUUUACGCAAAUCUUCUAGGCUUUUGAUGUUGUGAGAUCAUUAGGAUUAGGUAAGCAGGAACAAUGGCGGAGGAAUGUCUAGUACAACAACGGUGUUGUUCGAUCUAACAUUAAGUGAAUCUUCUAGGCUUUUGAUGUUGUGAGAUGAUUAGGAUUAGGUAAGCAGGAACAAUGGCGGAGGAAUGUCUAGUACAUCAACGGUGUUGUUCGGUCUAGUAAUAGUUGUGUCUUCUUUACGCAAAUCUUCUAGGCUUUUGAUGUUGUGAGAUUAUUAGGAUUAAGUAAGCAGGAACAAUGGCGGAGGAAUGUCUAGUACAUCAAUGGUAUUGUUCAGUCUAGUAAUAGUUGUGUCUUCUUUACGCAGAUCUUGUAGGCUUUUGAUGUUGUGAGAUUAUUAGGAUUAAGUAAGCCGGAACAAUGGCGGAGGAAUGUCUAGUACAUCAACGGUAUUGUUCGGUCUAGUAAUAGUUGUGUCUUCUUUACGCAAAUCUUCUAGGCUUUUGAUGUUGUGAGAUGAUUAGGAUUAGGUUAUUUGGAACAAUGGCGGAGGAGCGUCUAGUACGUCAACGGUAUUGUUCGAUCUAUCAUUAAGUGAAUCUUUUAGGCUUUUGAUGUUGUGAGAUGAUUAGGUUUAGGUAAUUUGGAACAAUGGCGGAGGAGCGUCUAGUACGUCAACGGUAUUGUUCGAUCUAACAUUAAGUGAAUCUUCUAGGCUUUUGAUGUUGUGAGAUGAUUAGGAUUAGGUUAUUUGGAACAAUUGCGAAGGAGCGUCUAGUACGUCAACGGUAUUGUUCGAUCUAUCAUUAAGUGAAUCUUUUAGGCUUUUGAUGUUGUGAGAUGAUUAGGUUUAGGUAAUUUGGAACAAUGGCGGAGGAGCGUCUAGUACGUCAACGGUAUUGUUCGAUCUAUCAUUAAGUGAAUCUUUUAGGCUUUUGAUGUUGUAAGAUGAUUAGGUUUAGGUAAGCAGAAACAAUGGCGGAGGAAUGUCUGGUACAUCAACGGUAUUGUUCGGUCUAGUAAUAGUUCUGUCUUCUUUACGCAAAUCUAGGCUUUUGAUGUUGUGAGAUGAUUAGUAUUAAGUAAUUUGGAACAAUGGCGGAGGAAUGUCUAGUACAUCAACGGUAUUGUUCAGUCUAGUAAUAGUUGUGUCUUCUUUACGCAGAUCUUGUAGGCUUUUGAUGUUGUGAGAUGAUUAGGAUUAGGUAAUUUGGAACAAUGGCGGAGGAACGUCUAGUACGUCAACGGUAUUGUUCGAUCUAUCAUUAAGUGAAUCUUCUAGGCUUUUGAUGUUGUGAGAUGAUUAGGUUUAGGUAAGCAGAAACAAUGGCGGAGGAAUGUCUAGUACAUCAACGGUGUUGUUCGAUCUAACCUUAAGUGACUCUUCUAGGCUUUUGAUUUUCUGAGAUGAUUUGGGUUAGAUAAUUUCGAACAAUGGCGGAGGAAUGUCUGGUACAUCAACGGUAUUGUUCGGUCUAAUAAUAGUUGUGUCUUCUUUACGCAGAUCUUCUAGGCUUUUGAUGUUGUGAGAUGAUUAGGAUUAGGUAAUUUGGAACAAUGGCGGAGGAGCGUCUAGUACGUCAACGGUAUUGUUCGAUCUAUCAUUAAGUGAAUCUUCUAAGCUUUUGAUGUUGUGGAGGAUUAGGUUUAGGUAAGCAGAAACAAUGGCGGAGGAAUGUCUAGUACAUCAACGGUGUUGUUCGAUCUAACCUUAAGUGACUCUUCUAGGCUUUUGAUUUUGUGAGAUGAUUUGGGUUAGAUAAUUUCGAACAAUGGCGGAGGAGCGUCUAGUACGUCAACGGUAUUGUUCGAUCUAUCAUUAAGUGAAUCUUUUAGGCUUUUGAUGUUGAGAUGAUUAGGUUUAGGUAAUUUGGAACAAUGGCGGAGGAGCGUCUAGUACGUCAACGGUAUUGUUCGAUCUAACAUUAAGUGAAUCUUCUAGGCUUUUGAUGUUGUGAGAUGAUUAGGUUUAGGUAAGCAGCAACAAUAGCGGAGGAAUGUCUAGUACAUCAACGGUGUUGUUCGAUCUAACCUUAAGUGACUCUUCUAGGCUUUUGAUUUUCUGAGAUGAUUUGGGUUAGAUAAUUUCGAACAAUGGCGGAGGAAUGUCUGGUACAUCAACGGUAUUGUUCGGUCUAGUAAUAGUUGUGUCUUCUUUACGCAGAUCUUCUAGGCUUUUGAUGUUGUGAGAUGAUUAGGAUUAGGUAAUUUGGAACAAUGGCGGAGGAGCGUCUAGUACGUCAACGAUAUUGUUCGAUCUAUCAUUAAGUGAAUCUUCUAGGCUUUUGAUGUUGUGAGAUGAUUAGGUUUAGGUAAGCAGAAACAAUGGCGGAGGAAUGUCUAGUACAUCAACGGUGUUGUUCGAUCUAACCUUAAGUGACUCUUCUAGGCUUUUGAUUUUGUGAGAUGAUUUGGGUUAGAUAAUUUCGAACAAUGGCGGAGGAGCGUCUAGUACGUCAACGGUAUUGUUCGAUCUAUCAUUAAGUGAAUCUUUUAGGCUUUUGAUGUUGUGAGAUGAUUAGGUUUAGGUAAUUUGGAACAAUGGCGGAGGAUCGUCUAGUACGUCAACGGUAUUGUUCGAUCUAACAUUAAGUGAAUCUUCUAGGCUUUUGAUGUUGUGAGAUGAUUAGGAUUAGGUAAGCCAGAACAAUGGCGGAGGAAUGUCUGGUACAUCAACGGUAUUGUUCGGUCUAGUAAUAAUUGUAUCUUAUUUACGCAGAUCUUCUAGGCUUUUGAUGUUGUGGGAUGAAUAGUAUUAGUUAAGACAGAACAAUGGCAGAGGAAUGUCUAGUAUAUCAACGGUGUUGUUCGGUCUAACAUCAAGUGAAUCUUCUAGGCUUUUGGUGUUGUGAGAUGUUUAGAAUUAGGUAAGCAGGAACAAUGGCAGAGGAAUAACAAGUACAUCAACAUGAUUGAACAAUUUAAAUGUUAGUUAAAUGAUUAAACCAUUCAUUAAAUAAACGACAUUAAAUAAAUAAACGGGUCUGGAGCAUCUAGAUUAGUACGGAUGAAUGUUGAUAAAUUCAACGACUUCACUCGAUGGUUCGUUAGAAUAACAUUUGGAUCGACCAAUAUGAAUUAAUUAUUAUAUUCUUACUUUACAUCUGAAAUGUUUAUGAACAAAUCGAGACCCUGGCCGAACUCGCGUCGUCAUCAUGAAUAGGACACAAAUACCCUCAAUAUCUUAAUGUUUAAUAGUUAUAGAUGAAUAGUUUAAUGUAUGUAUUUCGCUUCACACAAUAUUAUUAAUGAGUAAAUUCCAAACAUAUUUUCCGCUUGUAUGUACCAACUUCGAUAAUUCCAUUGUAUGUCUGGAGCUUUUUCCAAUUUUUGUACUUGAGUUUGUAAAUGUGCUGUGCUAAAUGGAAUGAUUUCACUUUAUGUAUAAGUUGUAACUCGAUCAUUGUAUAAAUGAUUUAAUAAACGGAACCGAUGUUUCA